Molecule: messenger RNA, 2053 nt
Organism: Eurytemora carolleeae
Lineage: Eukaryota; Metazoa; Arthropoda; Copepoda; Calanoida; Temoridae
Exons: 6
Coding region: 2-1312 (436 amino acids)
Source: RefSeq, a predicted model, not a curated record
UAUGCCCCUUCUCCUCAGUUCGCAUUUACAGGUUAAAAACAAAUUAAACCACCAAAGUAGAAGGAAGUUAACACACAGGGUAAAUCUGGAAAAGGAAGAUGGAAUUAGAGAUUUACGAAGACGUGAAGAAAAAAUCCAAAAUCUGAUAAAAUAUUCCAAACCUAUGUACACCGCCAGUGACACCCUUGACCCACUUUGGAAACAAAGUUCCCCUAGGUUUAAUUGGUUAAACAAACCGUUGAAAAGUAGGUCUGGACAUCGGGGAUUAAAGAAUCAACUUCAAAAAGGCAAUAAAGGUCAAUUGAUGAAUUUCAAAGAAAACCUGAUGAAUAAUGAACUUAAAGAUACCAAGCUAUCGAAACAACUACAAGACCCUGGACAUUUUAAAGAAAACGAAUUUUCAAUUACAAAAGAGUUGGAAGGGUAUAACGUCCAAGAAUACAAAUAUAUAGGUGUUCUUGAAUAUGAACCUGCUUUGAAUGAUGCGGUCCUAGAUGUUCUUGAAGAUGAACCUGCUUUAAAUGAUGCAGAAUUAGAUGUUCCAGAAGGUGAACCUGCUUUUAAUGAUGCGGAACUAGAUGUUCCAAAAGGUGAACCUGCUUUGAAUGAUGCAGAACUUUAUGUUCCAGAAUAUAAACCUGGUUUGAAUGAUGCGGAACUAGAUAUUCCAGAAGGUGAACCUGCUUUGAAUGAUGCAGAACUUUAUGUGCCAGAAUAUAAAUCUGGUUUUAAUGAUGCGGAACUAGAUGUUCCAGAAGGUGAACCUGCUUUUAAUGAUGCGGAACUAGAUGUUCCAAAAGGUGAACCUGCUUUGAAUGAUGCAGAACUUUAUGUGCCAGAAUAUAAACCUGGUUUGAAUGAUGCGGAACUAGAUGUUCUUGAAGAUGAACCUGCUUUGAAUUAUGCAGAACUAGAUAUUCUAGAAGAUAAACCUGCUUUGAAUGAUGAGGAACUAGAUGUUCUAGAUGAAAUUGGGCAUGAAGGCAAAAAUGAAGAAGUUGAAGUUUCUGAAUAUGGUGAAGACUAUUUUUAUAAUAGUAAUCUUCCAUUCUUUCAAGAUGAUCCUACACCCCAGGUUAUCAGAGACAUGAGUUCCCCCAACCUCCCCCUGUACACUGCUGAGCAACCUCAGCCUCUCAUUGAACAAAACAAAUUUACUGUCUUUCCUUUUCUGGAGCUUCAUCCAGAGAACUUCCAUAAAACAUGGCGGUCCAACUCUAGAGUUCCUAUUCCGUUUGAAAAACACGUGCCUGGAGCUGACAAAGGGCAUGAAUUUCCGGUUUGGUUUACAAGAAAGCGAAGAUUUGUUUAGUAAUCAUGGCUUAACCAAGCGCUACAUAUGUAAUUCUUAAUAUUUUUUAACACCAACCAAAAAUAAAGCCCAGAAGAUUUUCAUGACUAAAAUUGCAUGUCGCAAAUAUUGUAUUUUUAAAGGACAUAAAAUUGUGUAAACGUACAUAAAAUAAUAAGUUGAAGACUUGUUUGCCAUCUGUUCAUUCCAAUUUUAAUAUUACAUCGCAUUUCUAUCGGCCAAAACCGGACUACCUCAAAAAUAUUACUGAUAUGGAGAAAUGCAGCCCAUGCAAAUACAUACAGUACAGUACAUAUAGUACAGUACAGUACAUACUUUCUGCAUCAAGCACGAUGACAUCUUAAAGCAGAUAUACGUAUGAGAAAGUCCGGUUUUAGCCUGUGGAAAUACAGUGUAGAAUGAAUAUCAAGGAAUGAUAAAUGUGAUCGUGAAAAGACGAGCGAUUUUUGAAAAAUCGCAAUUUGGUCGAGAGGACGAAAUCGUUUCUUGAAUUUAAAAUACAGUAUGAUGAUUUUCUUUUAAUAAUGAUAAAAAUGACAAACAUGGUUCAUUUCUAUGUUUUUGAGAUUCCCAGGACAUAACAUAAUAGUUCCUUGAUUAACAUAAAGCGUAAUUAUGUAUGUAUUCUAUAUAUAUGUGACAUGAAGCGUAAUUAUGUAUGUAUUCUAUAUAUAUGUGACAUGAAGCGUAAUUAUGUAUGUAAUCUAUAUAUAUGUGACAUGAAGCGUAAUUAUGUAUGUA